Molecule: messenger RNA, 307 nt
Organism: Meloidogyne enterolobii
Lineage: Eukaryota; Metazoa; Nematoda; Chromadorea; Rhabditida; Meloidogynidae
Source: the annotation of a GenBank genome assembly
UUUAAAAGUGAAUAAUUUAUCUCAAUUUAUGGGGCAAAUAUUCUCUUACCCAACAACUCCAAUAAAUCCAAAUCUACAAAUAUCUUUUCCAACUGACCAAAAUAAAAAUACAAGUCCAUCAAAUAGUGAUUCUGAAAGAAAUAAAGCAAAUAAUAAUUUAAAUAAGCGUGUCCAACUAACACAUGUCCAUCUACGUAAAGCUAAAUUAAUCUUCUUUUAUCAACGCUAUCCAAAUAUUUCUGUUCUUGAAGGUUAUUUUCCAGAUGUUCAAUUUAAUGAACACAAUACUGCACAAGUAAAAUUUUAG